UUAUAAAUAUCAUGUAUCAAAUUCAAUACAUUCGCUUCGAUUAUUCAUCCGGAAUGUAUAAUUAAUUUAUUCUAAAGAAUGUAUAAUAGUUAAUACAUUUAAAAACAGUAAUAUGUUCUAGUUUCAUUGCGAGAAACAGCUGCUUCAAGAAUUGGAAUGUAAGAUCAAAAUGGAGGCAGUGCUAGAUAGAUCGAUACUGUUUCGUAAUGUCACGUAUUGUUGCUGAUUCUUUUGCUUGUCGCAUAUUAAAUAGAGCAUGGAAUGGAUGGAUCAUGUCCGCUACUCCUACCAUCCUUUGGGGAAAAAGGCAACUCUGAAAGGGAGACUGUAUAUUCGUCGCAAAAAGUGGGUCUAUAUAGACCAACUUCGGAUGCAAUUGAUUUAGGAUAUCAUACUUUAGACAACAAUGCCUGCCGCUCCACAUCAUCGACGGUUGCAAUAUCAAUUCCGAUCAGACAGCAAACUUUGCUCCAACAAAAGUGUGUCUAUGUUACGGAUUUUUGCCAGCUGGACGAUACCUUAUUAUUGAAGAUAUUCAGUUGGCUGGGUACCAGAGAUCUCUGUGCAAUUGCUCAAACUUGUAGACGUCUAUGGGAGAUAGCGUGGCAUCCGUCCCUUUGGAAAGAAGUAGUAGUACGCUAUCCCCAAAAUGCAACCAUUGCAUUGAAUGCAUUGACCAGACAAGGAUGUCAUACUUGCAUUCGUCGUCUUGUACUCGAAGGUGCUGUUGGUCUAGCUGGGAUUUUCGCCCAGUUACCGUUUUUAAGUUUAACUUCCUUAGUUUUACGACAUUCGCGACGGGUCACAGACACAAAUGUUGCUGCUAUUUUAGACAACUGUAUACAUUUGAAGGAAUUGGACUUGACGGGAUGCAUUGGCGUGACAAGAGCAUGUAGCCGAAUAACAACGUUGCAGUUGCAAUCGUUGGAUCUGAGCGAUUGCCACGGUUUAGAAGAUUCUGGCUUGGUGCUGACACUUUCUCGCAUGCCGCAUCUUGCUUGUUUGUAUUUACGACGUUGUGUGCGUAUAACCGAUGCCAGUCUCGUAGCUAUUGCUUCUUAUUGCGGCAGCCUAAGACAAUUGUCCGUCUCGGAUUGUAUAAAGAUCACGGAUUUUGGAGUACGCGAAUUAGCGGCACGACUUGGCCCCUCGUUGCGUUACUUCUCGGUGGGAAAAUGUGAUCGUGUAUCGGAUGCUGGUCUGUUCGUUGUUGCUAGGCAUUGUUACAAAUUGAGGUACUUGAAUGCUCGUGGCUGUGAAGCACUUAGCGACAGUGCUACGUUAGCUUUGGCGCGUGGUUGUCCACGGUUGAGGGCUCUUGAUAUAGGAAAGUGUGAUAUCGGUGAUGCAACUCUCGAAGCUCUAUCCACCGGAUGUCCAAAUUUAAAAAAAUUAUCAUUGUGUGGUUGCGAGCGCGUCACGGAUGCUGGAUUGGAAGCAUUAGCGUAUUACGUACGAGGAUUGAGGCAACUCAAUAUCGGUGAAUGUCCUAGGGUCACAUGGGUUGGAUAUCGAGCAGUGAAACGUUACUGCCGCAGAUGCAUCAUAGAACACACUAAUCCUGGCUUUUCAAGCUGAGUCUUCUAAAUCAUUUUUCGCUUACUAUAUUUACAAUCUAUUUAUUAACAACUCUUGGUUCGUCACUCAUCUAGAUGCUAAUUUGUAAAAAGACAACUACCCAGCAAUUGUGAAAAUAUAGAUACAUACAUACAUAUCAUAUACUAUGAGUCAUAUAGACGUAUAUGUAUAUGUGUAUACAUAUAUAUACAUAAUAUAUGUUUUAUAAUUUCCAAAUA
Colletes gigas is the source of this 1796-nucleotide messenger RNA. RefSeq names its product F-box/LRR-repeat protein 7 (gene Fbxl7). Gene Ontology annotation, cellular component: SCF ubiquitin ligase complex. Gene Ontology annotation, biological process: SCF-dependent proteasomal ubiquitin-dependent protein catabolic process. Gene Ontology annotation, molecular function: protein binding. The transcript has 2 exons. Bases 262 to 1578 code for a protein of 438 amino acids. The record is from RefSeq and is a predicted model, not a curated record. NCBI's taxonomy places the organism in Eukaryota, Metazoa, Arthropoda, Insecta, Hymenoptera, Colletidae.